AUGGCCGAAAUCAAGAAGAAGAUUAUCGUAGAAGAUUGGACGUUCGUCGUCCGCGUCAAGGUCAAUCCUGGCUGCAAGCGCGACGUCAACAUCGAAAUCUCCGUGCGAGUAGCCGCGAAGCCCACAGUCGACUCCUUCGGACCUACGCCUGAGCAGCGGCCCAAAAGGUUUGAACACGUUCCAUACGCGCUCUCGGACAUGGCGACGCUACAACUUCCGACGUGCUACAUCAGGAAGUACGACUCCUGCUGGGAGCAAGAAGGCGAAACGCAGAGCGAUGGAGACGAGGAGCUCGAGUUCCUGUACCGCCGCCAGAAGGUGGCGAAAACCGCAGCAUCAUCCCAGCAACACGUCCAUGAAAAGAGUUCGAUUUCUGAACUCCCAACAGAGAUCCUCAUGCAAAUCCUGCACUUCCUGCCUCCGCUGGAUAUCAUUCAAAGUGUACAAGCGGUGUCGCAUGCGUGGCAGAGCAUCAGCUGCGACGAAAGCUUCUGGCAUUUAGUCUAUGGGCGGCACGUAGGCAACCCCGACUUCCGUCGUACGUAG
Molecule: messenger RNA, 546 nt
Organism: Acanthamoeba castellanii str. Neff
Lineage: Eukaryota; Discosea; Longamoebia; Acanthamoebidae
Product: Fbox domain containing protein
Exons: 4
Coding region: 1-546 (181 amino acids)
Molecular function (GO): protein binding
Source: RefSeq, a predicted model, not a curated record